This is a messenger RNA of Impatiens glandulifera, 1137 nucleotides long. RefSeq lists its product as uncharacterized. Bases 41 to 859 code for a protein of 272 amino acids. NCBI's taxonomy places the organism in Eukaryota, Viridiplantae, Streptophyta, Magnoliopsida, Ericales, Balsaminaceae. The record is from RefSeq and is a predicted model, not a curated record. The transcript has 4 exons.
CCUUUAAGUCUUCUUCUUCUCCGACGAUCUCCUUCCGACGAUGGACUCCACCGGACCGGCGCCGAUCUACCAAAACGUCGUCGUAAUGAGGCACGGCGAUCGUAUAGACAACUUCGAACCUCUAUGGACGACCACAGCAAGCAGACCAUGGGAUCCUCCAUUGAUCGACGACGGUAAACUCCGCGCCUUUUGCACCGGCAGAAAACUCCGAUCUCAACUCGGAUUUCCGAUCCACCGCGUCUUCGUUUCUCCUUUCCUCCGUUGCAUUCAAACAGCUUCAGAAGUUGUCUCUUCUCUUUGCGCAGUCAAUGAUGAUCCGAUCAAAACUUCUUCCGCUGAAAUUGAAAUCGAUCCUUCUAAACUUAAGGUAUCAAUUGAAUAUGGAUUAUGUGAGAUGUUUAAUAGUUCUGCAAUAAGACCUACAGUUGUUCCUAAAGAUGCAAAGUUUGAUUUUAAUAUCUCGGAUCUUGAAGCUUUGUUACCUUCUGGAACAGUUGAUCACUCUGUUACAGGAGUUUAUGAUAAGUUACCAAAAUGGGAAGAGACUGAUGCAGAAACAAGAUCAAGAUAUGUGAAUAUCAUUAAGGAUUUGGCUGAUAAAUAUCCAUCAGAAAACCUAUUGCUAGUCACACACGGGGAAGGAGUGGGAUCUGCUGUGACUGUUUGCAUGAAGGAUGUAAGUGUUUUUGAUGUGGAGUAUUGUGCUUAUGUAGAAUUAAGAAGAAGUAUUUCUUUGAGAGAAGAUGAUAAGUCAUUUGUUGAUGCUGGAGAAUUUGAAGUUAUGAACAAAUUAGGUCAAACUGGAAUUGUUUGUUAUCCAUUGAACAACAACUCCAUUGAUGCAAUUCCUAAUGCUUGACAAAUCAGGUAUGUUUUCCUUUCUUUAAUGUUAUUGUUUUGUUUGGGGGAUUGUUAUAUUUUGGUGGAUCAAUAAAGGGUUUCUAUCAAAAUCUUGAUUCGGAUGAGAAAUUGUUGAUGAAUAACUAGGGUUGUGUUCUGUUGUUUAACGGUGGUUUGGUAAAUGUUUUCGUCGUUGGGUUUAAACGAUGAAACUAUGUUUUUUAAAAUAAGUAUUGUAAGAUGAAUAUUUAGAUAAUGAUCUAAAUUCAUUUGGAAUACAAUGUCUGGUUAGAACCU